GCUGCGUAAGUGCCUCUCGCGAGAUCUAGGCUUCCGAGCAAGAUUUCGAGAAUGCAAGAGAAGCUGUAUCUCGCGAGAAUUUGAAACAAUUGCGGCAAGGAAGCGAAUUCCGGGGAAGCUCGUGAAAUCUGGCUGUUCAUUUGGUUCCUUGGUAGCUUUAGAUGUCGGGCGGUGUAGACCUAUUGUUUGGUAUCGCCUGGCGGGAUGGUGUUGACCCGGCUGAAAGCAAAAUCAGAGAGGAAGCUUGCAAAACAGAUUUGCAAAGUUGUUUUGGAUCAUUUUGAAAAGCAAUAUUCCAAAGAGCUUGGAGAUGCCUGGAAUACAGUAAGGGAUAUACUAACAUCUCCAUCAUGCUGGCAACAUGCUAUCCUUUUUAACCGAUUCAAUUACCCUUUUGAACUGGAAAAGGAUUUACAUUUGAAGGGCUACCACACACUAAGAUCUUUACCCUAUUAUCCUAAAUCAAUGAAGUGUUACCUUAGCAGAAUUCCCAGCAGGAUGCCUUCAGAAAGACACCAGAUUGGAAACCUAAAAAAAUACUACCUCCUGAAUGCUGCCUCUCUUAUCCCAGUACUGGCUCUGGAAUUAAGAGAUGGAGAGAAGGUUCUGGAUUUGUGUGCUGCUCCUGGAGGCAAAUCGGUAGCUAUGCUGCAGUGUGCUUAUCCAGGUUAUCUUCAUUGUAAUGAAUACGAUAGUCUGAGAUUGAGGUGGCUGAGGCAGACAUUAGAAUCUUUCAUCCCACAGCCUUUGGUAAAUGUAAUUAAAGUGUCCGAAUUGGAUGGCAGAGAAGUGGGAGAUGCCCAGCCUGAAAAGUUUGACAAGGUGUUAGUUGAUGCUCCAUGUUCAAAUGAUCGAAGUUGGUUGUUCUCUUCUGAUUCUCAGAAGGCAGCCUGUAGGAUAAGCCAAAGGAGGAAUUUGCCUGUUUUACAAAUAGAACUCAUAAGGUCUGCAGUUAAGGCCUUACGUCCUGGAGGGUUACUUGUGUACUCUACAUGCACACUUUCCAAGGCAGAAAAUCAAGAUGUGAUCAAUGAAAUUCUAAACUCCCACAGUAACAUGACACCUGUGGACAUUAAGGAAAUGGCAAGGACUUGCUCCCAAGACUUCACAUUCGCACCCACUGGCCAGGAAUGUGGGCUCUUGGUGAUUCCUGAGAGGGGCAAAGCCUGGGGCCCAAUGUAUGUGGCCAAAUUGAAAAAAUCGUGGACUAUAUGAUAUUGGUGAUGUACAUUUUGUAAACUAUAUCGAUGUAUUACAUUUAUUUUUCUGGGCUCUCUACAUAUUAACAUUUAAAUAAUUGUGAUGUUACUUUUUCUGGGUCUAUUUGUAAUCCUAUUUAGUUAAUACAAUACUUUAGCAUUUCAGAAUUUAGGCUUGAGAAUUUUCUGGGUAUAUGUUUUUCCUAGAAAUAUAUCUAUAGCGAUGAUUUAAGAUGGUACAGAUGGUGUUUGUUCUGUGUAAUGAAUCUGCUGUCUUUUACUUGGCAUUUUGUAGUUAAAUUAAUCUAUAUGGUUUUAUGCAUAAGAUGUGUAGAAAUAUAUUUUAUCCGUGAUGUUGGUACUUUGAACCUUUAAAAAUGCACAUUUGCUGGCUCUCUUAUUUUUAUCGUUACAAAAUAUACAGACUCUUUCAGAGCUUUUACCCGCUUUUCUUUAAGAACUGAUUGGUAUUCUGAGACUUAACUUCUUAAGCACUAUUUCUAGUUCUAGAAAAAUAAGUUUCUUAUUUGCUAAGUUGUUUUUUGUUAAGGACUGUCUUCUGUUUACUGCAAAGGUCAGUGACUCUAUUGACACAAGCUUUAUUUCUCCACUUUUUUUGUAUUCACAAAUACAAAUUGAAAGGGUAAAUUAUGUUGAAAGGCCAUUAGAAUAGCAGAUUCACAUGCACAUGUUUGAUUUCGACAUUCAGCUUGUAGAAUAAUGGAGUCUAUCCAGCAGGCUAUAAAGCAAGUACUCAAAACAAAACCAGAAUGAUUAAUAACUGUAAUAACUGAACUAUAUUUGGAGAGUUUUGUUACAUAAUUGCAGUUAUAAUGAGCACUACAGAAUCUGAUUAUCUUAGAGUUGCAAUCUGGAGGGGCUUUUUAUGAAAUGUUAUAUGAGAGUAUGAUGUCACAUAUUAAUGCACAAGAGGGAGAUACCUAAUGAGAAUGGAUUAUAUGAUUACUAAAACCCAAUACCAUUUACUAGGUGGCUCUCCUCUUUACACAUAUUCUGGGACGAUUUAGCUUUUAGUACUUAGGGUUUUAGCUUCAAGUUUGGAUCCUGUGUUUUCUGUAGAAAUUGCUUCACUUAGUGUCCAAACAUAAUUUUCCAACUAUUAAGAAAAAGUAUGCAGCAUACUUCAAAAGAUUGAAUCUCUUUGGAAAUUAGCUUUUUUAAAAAAAAUGAACUCUGACUCUUUAAAUACAAAAUUCUGCAGUUGAAUCCUUUUGAAUUGUUUAUUACAUUCUGUGCACUUAAACUAAAGACCGUUUGUUCGUUAACUGUUGUUCGUUUUGCAAGCAUGUAUUACUGGGCUCCUAUAACUGUGGAGUCCUAGGAAGAAUAUUUUUUCUGUACUUUUAUUCCGCCAUUAGCCAUUUUUUCUUUAUAUCUAACCAAUAUGUUUAAAGAAAAGCUGGAUCUCUUAGAUUGAAUCAGAUAUACUUUGUUAAUGCAGAAGAUUAAUGAUAAUGGGAAAUAUUUUUACUUUUUGUGUUGUUUUUUGGUGUAUGCUUAUUGGUUGUUUUUUUUCAAUUUGAAAUCCUGUCUUUAGAUACUAUAGGUUGAAAAAGUGCAUUUAUUCUGUGUAGGUUAAUUGCAAAGUAAAAUUUCAAAAUGCACUGUCA
Molecule: messenger RNA, 2830 nt
Organism: Pteropus alecto (black flying fox)
Lineage: Eukaryota; Metazoa; Chordata; Mammalia; Chiroptera; Pteropodidae
Gene: NSUN3
Product: NOP2/Sun RNA methyltransferase family member 3
Biological process (GO): rRNA methylation
Cellular component (GO): mitochondrial large ribosomal subunit
Molecular function (GO): methyltransferase activity
Source: RefSeq, a predicted model, not a curated record